Blepharisma stoltei is the source of this 633-nucleotide messenger RNA. Lineage: Eukaryota; Ciliophora; Heterotrichea; Heterotrichida; Blepharismidae. The record is from the annotation of a GenBank genome assembly.
AUGAACCCGAACCCUCUAGCCUGCCCAAAAUGCACCUUAAGAUUUGACACAGAAAAUCAUUUGCCGUUAGUUUUGCCUUGUGGGGAUUCUUUUUGUAUGGCAUGCAUUGUUUCCAACCCUUUCCCUUUCUUUGAAUGCAAUCGUUGUGGGAAAUCAACUGAGCUUUCACUAGCAAAGAUCAAAGAUAUGCCAAAAAAUAACGCAAUAAUUGAGCUGCUUCCUUACAGUUUUCAAGGCCUAAACAAUUUUGCUUCACUAAGUAUUUCUGAGCCCACAAAUACACCUCCACGAUCAAAAUUUCAAAGCCCAAUUUCAGAGCCAUUUUUCCACUCUUUUACGCCUGGGCCUUCUUCUCGGGUCCUAAAAUAUGAGGAAACUCCAGGCAGCUCUGAAAACAUCCACUACCUUUCUUGGCAAGGCUAUAGAUCUCCAUACUCUACUGAGCAUACACAAAAAAUCAACCCAUUCAGAACUCCAAGCACUACAGCUCCUUCUACUCCUAUAAAAAUGACAAGCCCAAAUUCAAUUAGUUUAAAAUGCAAACGUCUCGGCUGUACAAAUGACAGGUAUUAUAUGGACGGGCAAGUAUUUGAGUACUGCAGUAUCAAUUGCUAUAACCAAGAUAAUUUCUAA